GCAGUCUAAUAAAGAUGGAGUUCCUUCUGCUCUCGGUAUGUGGAUUUCCAUUUGGUUACCUGCACAGAGUUUGAGUAAAGUCCAGUGUCUUUAAGUUUGAAGCAUGACCUAUACUUACAGCAAUGAAUGUGGGUGUGUUACGGAUGCAAUACUGAAUAUUUGUUCCAUUGUUUCCUCAUUUAAUCAGUUGGAGGAACAAACUAGCUGAAGUCACAGAGGAGACAGAGGGCUUCAUAAAUUCUGUUUCUGCAGUUUCCCAUUAUUUUAAUGAUCUAUUUAGGAUAUUCAGACACAGUCAUUCUCUGUGCUUAGAUUGAACUGAACAGAAAGAGUUAACAACCUCCAGUUGUUUUUUUUUGUUUCAUAGUUCAGGUGUGGUUCACUUUGGAAGCCUGUUUUGAUUUGUUCACACAGCUGUUGGUGCCUGCUUCCUCAAUGGCUGCUCCAGACUCCUCAAUGCUGGGAAAACAGUUCACUUGUUCGAUCUGUUUAGAUUUCUUCAAAUCUCCUGUAACAUUAACCUCUUGUGGACAUAACUUUUGUAAAGGAUGCCUCGAACACUUCUGGGAGAUGAUCCACAUCCACAGUUGCCCACAAUGCAAGGAAAUAUUUGAUUCAGACCUGCCUCCCCAGGAGAAUGCCGCUUUGAAUGGACUGGUGGAAAAAUGGAAAGAAGGGAUGAUUGAACCUCAAGAGCUUGAAGGCAAAGUUGGACAAGAGACUGAGGUUCCGGAACAAAGCUGUCAAUCUGAAGCAAGGGCUAAAUUGGAAACAAGUAAGGAAUGUGAGCAAGAGCUAACUUGUAAACCACUAGACACUGAGACUGAGCAUAAGGCAAUUGAAAAUGAACAAAGUGAUGAGAUUGUCACUGAUCCCGAUGAAGUGGCCUGCGACUCCUGCAUUGAUAAAAAGUUAAAAGCUGUAAAGUCCUGCCUGACUUGCAUGGUGUCCUACUGUGAAAGUCACCUGAGGCCUCACCUUGAAAAUGCAGCCUUUAAAAAUCAUAAACUGAUUCACCCAAUGAAAAACAUCGAACAGGGAAAAUGCUGUGUGCAUGAGCAGUAUUUAGAUUUUUUCUGUAAAAAUGAUCAGUGCUGCAUCUGUACGGAGUGCACAGUGGAGAAACAUGUAAACCACGAGGUAAUCUCUGUGGCAAGGGCGAAGACUGAAAAGGAGAAUGAACUUCGAGAAACCAAGAUCAAUGUUGACAAGAAAAUUAAGGCAGUGGAGAAUGCUAUUGAGAAACUUCAGAGCAACAUUUCCUGCAUCUUUAAUUCGGUAUCAGAAGUGAAAUCCAAUGUUGAAAAGCAGUUCAAGGACCUCACGGAGGCUGUUCAAGUUGCACAGAGAGAGGUGCUUGGUUUUUUGGACGAAAGUGAACAAAAGUCACUGAAGCAGGCCAGUGGGAUCCGAACUCACCUGGAAAACAAUAGCAUACAGCUGAAUAAGACCAAGCAACAAGUGGAAGCCUUGAUGAAGUUGAAGAAUAGGGUGCAGUUUUUACAGGAAUUUUGUGAAUGGAAGAAAAGCAAACCUGAUGAUAUGCUGCCCAGUGUGUACAUUGGCUUGAUCGACAAACUUGCUGGAAUUAGUGCUGCUGUUUCAGAAUCGACAGAAAACAUUAAACAAUUGCUACAGACUUCCUACAAAGAGAAGUUGAAUGCAUAUUCAAAAGAAGAGCAACUGGGAUUUAAGACAACAGUGGCUGUGAUUUGUGCUUUAAAAUAUGGCCGACGUGAAAAGCAACCAAGGACAAGGAAUGAUUUUCUAAAAUAUGCUGCUACUUUGGCAUUUGACCAGAAUACAGCCCACAGAUAUCUUCGCUUCAUCAAUGACAAUCUCAAGGUCUCCAACACUUCACCCUGGCUGCAACAGUAUCCUGAUCACCCUGAGAGGUUCGAACACUGGCGGCAAGUGCUGUGCACAGAGAGUUUUUACAUGGGCCGAUGUUACUGGGAAGUGGAGAUCAGAGGAGAGGGGAGCCAUGUUGGCAUGACUUACAAAAGCAUUGAUAGAAAAGGAGACAAAAGUAGUGGCUGCAUCACAGGCAAUGAUUUCUCCUGGUGUAUCCAGUGGACAGGUAAAGAAUUCUUAGUCUGGCAUGGUGGUGUGGAAAUGCCAGGGAAGGAUGAGAAGUUCAGCAGGAUAGGAGUGUACUUAGAUUAUCAAAACAACAUCCUAUCAUUUUACGGUGUUAGUGAAACUAUGACCUUGAUACACAAGUUUGAAUCUUCGUUCACAGAACCAUUAUGUCCUGCAUUUUAUCUUGCAAAAAAGGAAGCAUCAGUUUCUCUGCUUUUACUUGAUGUAGAAGCUGUGCAGAAUACAAAACCGAUGUAGAAUCAAUUUUAGGCUUGUAUUUAAUGGUGUAGUAUUCUCCCCCUCUAGGUCUACACAUUGAGUUCAAUUUCACAUCACACACCAUAAGCUCACAUUCACCUCACUUGUGAGAACAGCAGUAGUUCAAAGAGGAAAUGGUCAGUGAAGUAGAGGAUUGCAGCAGUUAAGUGAUUUAUCUGAAAAUACUAUUUCUUUAAGUACCAUCUCUCUAAAAUCGACCCCAUCUUGAUGAUAAAUAAUUGAAUUACACAAGCAACAGAAGCAGGCCAUGCAACUCCUCAAGCUUCCUCUAUAACAACUCUUAUAUUUAGGGUAUCUGUCACUCAUGUUUCCAGCUUUUCAUUUUCUCCUAUUUGCAAAGUGUCUGCUCUGUUUUGUCUCCUCAUUUGUUGUGUGAUGAAUAUUUUUCAACAACUGCUCCAGUCAGCCAGACGUUCUAAAAUGAUAACCAAUUCUUACUAUUAAGGUGUAAACUACGUUUUUUAAGAACGAGAGCGAAUAAUAAAAGGACUAAAUUCUGUUCUGUUUCCCAUUUAUUUCUUCUUCCUAUGUUUCACAUGGAUCAGGGUCCAGAAUUUUUCCUUAAUUCGCGAGUUAAAAUUCUGCUGUGUCCAGAUGGAUAAAGGCAUGGUGUAGUAGUGGUCGGUGAUAACUUUUAAAGUUGGUGAUGACACAUUAGGAUGGUUGUGGUAUACAGAAAUGUGAUUCUCUAUGCAAAUAGAUACAAGGAUCUUCCAGAAUCAGGUUUUGAGGAGACUUGAAUUUGGGCACUUAGCUCACAGCCUAUUGUGCUGUUUGUUGUAUUCUGUUCUGAUGUUAAAAGUAGACUGAGACAAGACUUCAGGAAUAAGUAAUUAAACCUCUCAAAAACCAGAGGAGUUUUGGUCAUGUGACAUUGUCCAUGCCCAUGUCAAUUAGUUUAAUUAGGCAAAUUUCUACGCCUCUUUUUAAAGCCCAUCAUUCACUCCAGGGAUUAGCUAUGGGCCGUUAGCAUCGCUGCAGGCAUAAUGCCUAGUUAUUACAAACCAAAUUAUCUUUGCUAAGAAAUGACAUGCUUUGGAAUAAUUCUAGGCAGAAUGGGCAAAUCACCAAUUCUACAACUAGUCUGAUGAUUUGAAAUUGUUUUGUUCUAAAACGAUGGAGUAAACCAUCAACAGACAUGUUUGCUCACCUGCACCUAAAGCCAACAUGUGAAUUUCUUGAGACUGAAACAAAUUACAGAUUUUGCUAAAUGACCUCUUAG
Molecule: messenger RNA, 3583 nt
Organism: Chiloscyllium plagiosum (whitespotted bambooshark)
Lineage: Eukaryota; Metazoa; Chordata; Chondrichthyes; Orectolobiformes; Hemiscylliidae
Gene: trim16
Product: tripartite motif containing 16
Molecular function (GO): zinc ion binding; protein binding
Source: RefSeq, a predicted model, not a curated record